Miniopterus natalensis is the source of this 2643-nucleotide messenger RNA. RefSeq names its product tsukushi, small leucine rich proteoglycan (gene TSKU). The record is from RefSeq and is a predicted model, not a curated record. Gene Ontology annotation, molecular function: protein binding. NCBI's taxonomy places the organism in Eukaryota, Metazoa, Chordata, Mammalia, Chiroptera, Miniopteridae. Gene Ontology annotation, cellular component: extracellular matrix.
CCAGGCUUUUUGCCUCGGUCGGGCUCUUUUCUCUGUGCUGCUCUGCGGGUUCGCCUUUCAGCCCGUCUCUCUCUGCUUCGGAUGUUUGGUUUGCCUCUCACAAACUCUCUGGACCUCUUUCACCCUUUAAAAGCCCCCACCAUGCUGUGGCCCCUGCUGCUGCCCCUGCUGCUGUUGCUGGCUGUGAGCUGGGUCCAGACGACCCGGCCAUGCUUCCCUGGGUGCCAGUGUGAGGUGGAGACCUUCGGCCUCUUUGAUAGCUUCAGCCUGACACGAGUGGAUUGCAGCGGCCUGGGCCCCCACAUCGUGCCCGUGCCCAUCCCUCUGGACACAGCCCACCUGGACCUGUCCUCCAACCGGCUGGAGACCGUGAAUGAGUCGGCGUUGGCAGGGCCAGGCUAUACCACGCUGGCUGGCCUGGAUCUCAGCCACAACCUGCUCACCAGCAUCUCGCCCACCGCCUUCUCCCGCCUUCGCUACCUAGAGUCGCUUGACCUCAGUCAUAAUGGCCUGGCAGCCCUGCCUGCGGACAGCUUCACCAGCUCGCCCCUGAGUGAUGUGAACCUCAGCCACAACCGGCUCCGUGAGGUCCCAGUGUCUGCCUUCACUACCCACAGCCAGGGCAGAGCGCUCCAUGUGGACCUCUCCCACAACCGCAUCCACCGCCUCGUGCCCCACCCCGCCCAGGCCAGCCUGCCCACACCUACCAUCCAGAGCCUGAACCUGGCCUGGAACCGGCUCCGCACUGUGCCCGACCUCCGGGACUUGCCCCUACGCUACCUGAGCCUGGAUGGGAACCCACUGACUGUCAUCAGCCCAGGUGCCUUCACAGGACUGGCUGGCCUGACACACCUGUCUCUGGGCAGUCUGCAGGGUAUCCCCCAACUGGCACCCUACAGUUUCUGUGAGCUGCAUAGCCUGCAGGUCCUGGACCUGUCAGGCAACCCCAAGCUCAAGUGGGCAGGAGCUGAGGUGUUCUCAGGCCUGGGCUCCCUGCAGGAGCUGGACCUGUCGGGCACAAGCCUGGUACCCCAGACUGAGAUGCUGUUCCUUCACCUCCCAGCGCUGCAGAGCAUCAGCGUGGGCCAGGGUAUGCAGUGCCGGCGCCUGGUACGGGAGGGUGCCUACCCCCGGCAGCCUGGCUCCAGCCCCAAGGUGGCACUGCACUGCAUAGACACUGGGGAACUGGCUUCCAAGGGCCCUAACGCCUUGUGACAAAUGGUGUGACCUGGGGCCACAUAAAAGACUGCUGCUCUGAGCUGACUCGGGUCCUGGGUAACUUAUAUUUUAAUGUGCCAAUGCCAGUGGGGACUCUGCAGGCCUAUGUGGCAGCAUCAUCAAAAGACAGCUGUGAACCUGGAAAGAGGUUCUGGACCUGGGAACAACACCCAGAAGCAAAGUCUUGCCCCUUUGUCUGUAUUGUCCCCAAACCAUAAGCAGAGGGUCUUAGAUGCCAAACCAGACAGCAGUCCCCUGCUGUCCUUCCUCACUUGACCCCAAAGUGCCUUCCCUCAGUCCUGGGCCAACCUGAUUGUGACAGAAGGUCAGAGGUCAGGUCCAUGGCUGAGUGCCCCCUUGGGCCUAUGGUCCAGUCCCUCAGGGGUGUGGGUUUCUUUUGCUCUGGGCACACGAGGCCCAUUUUAUCAUUUUUCUCUUCCCCUAGAACCCUGGGUAGAAUUUUAGUUAUAGAAAGGACUGGGGGAAUCAAGUCCACCUCCUCAUGUGACAGAUGGGAGAACUGAGGCCUAGAGAAGGAAGAUUGUUAAUCUGAGGUACUGCAGUGGCAGGGGCAUAACUGGACCAGCAUCCUGCCUCCCAGCCAAGCCCCUUUGUACUUUGCUGUCUUCUCUAAAUCAUGCCCUCCCUCUCCCCUUUCUGGGCUCCCCUUUGCUGCCAACAUCCACAUCCUGCCAUGUGUGCCCUUUUCCUGUCAUCCCGAGGAGGACAGGUAAGGGCCUCAGAGGUGGGACGCUGGGCCCACUGCCCAGCUGUGUUGCAUGGGCUAAGUCAUUUCACCUCUCAGAGCCUCUGGAAGCUUCAGGCAUGCCAGUUUCCCACUUUGGGGUGGGGUCCCCCAGCAUCCAAGACUGGAAAUGUGUGCAUUGACCCUUAAGGCACUGCCUCUAGAUGCUCGCCCAGCAGUCCUGGAGCCCACCUGGCCACAAGCACGGUGGGGCCUCCCAGAUUCAGCCUCCACUGGCCCAGAGCUCACAGCACAUCUCCCCCUACUAAGAAAGCAAGGAGGCAGGCAGUUCCCACCCAAUUUUAUUUUCCCCCACCAGGGUGGCAUCUCAGAUUCCCAGCCCUGGGUUCUUUCCUUAGUGCUCAUUUUAUACAAGUUGUUGCCUUUUUAAUGGACUGUCACUUUUAACCAGCUCCCCGUCCCCACCCCUGCUGGCAGGGGAUGGAAAGUAUCAUUUGUAAAAGAAAAAGGUUGCAUUUGUUCACUUUUGUAAUAGUGUGUCCUGGGGGGGUUGUUGGAGGAGGAGGUGUUGGGUGGCAGCCAGCCAUCAGUGGCCAUCAAAGGGCUAGACCCACAAAGACACUCAUAGGACAAUGAGAGCUCAGUCCUCCCCCACCAGCCUCACCCAACACCUAACUAGUUCUUGGUUUAAUAAAGGUUAUAAAGAAUCCCUCUUUCCA